UGACUUCACAUGAAGUAGUAUGCAGAGAGAGCAGAGCAGAGAAUACACUCGCUGCUAAUAACCAGAUAGCCUAUUGUAUUGGAGCUGAGCGCACCGUCAAUGAGUUCGGGACAGUUCGGUUCAUUUGAUUAUUUUUCCUAUUUUGAAAACCAUUCUACCAAACAAACGUUUUGGCAAAGAAGACUGGAUUUUACGCGAAACCUUGCAUGUGAAAAGAAGCUGAAAAUCACAAUUGAAUGAGAGGAGAAUGGGUCAUAUUUAAGCUGAUUAAUAGUUCGGGCAAUGCGUUACCGUUAUUAUUUUCAUUCCCUGACAGCUUUAACUGUUGAUGACACCAGCCUCAGAUAUUUUAUUUUUCAACUUUCUACUCUGACAAAUGAUGACGACUGGUGGUGAGGCGAGCUGAAUUGGGAAACUGUGGACAAGGACCUCCGGCGCCAGUUUGACUCAAUCACACUUUUACUGGACAAAUGGUUCUUCCUCAUUUUUAGGGAGUGGUUCACCAAGGUAACCGACUUUCACUGACACCACAGGACGCAUGAUGUGUCCAAAACAAAGUCCAUAUUAUGCUCAGUAAAGCAGUCUCCAAAAGGACUGCACAACCUUAGUGCAAUGAUAUCUAGGGCAAUAUCCUCCUAGGACGGAUCGAAUAAGACAGAACGCCAUGCGUAAACAAGAGUUCCAGUGGCUCCCCGAAUUCCAUAAAGGAAUACUAGAACGUCUCCAUCCUGUCUUUCUAAAGUACUAACAGAACCAGACAACCGGGCCGCCAGGCAACCGACAGGAUGCCGUCUGGUCUGCCGCCUGCCCAAGCCCUCUACAUCGGGAUGGAGGUGAUUAUCGCCGUGUCCUCUGUGAUCGGGAACGUGAUGGUGGUCUGGGCGGUACGGAUAAACCGUUCUCUGCGGGACACCACCUUCUGUUUCAUAGUGUCUCUGGCUUUGGCGGAUAUUGCGGUGGGGGCUUUGGUCAUCCCGUUGGCCAUCACCAUCAGCAUCGGGCUCAAAACGCACUUCUACAGCUGCCUGCUGGUCGCAUGCACCGUGCUGGUGCUCACGCAGAGUUCCAUCCUCGCCCUGCUGGCCAUCGCUAUCGACCGUUACCUGAGAGUCAAAAUACCCAUGAGCUACAAGCGCGUGGUGACUCCGCGGCGCGCGGGUACGGCGGUAGUGGUGUGUUGGAUGGUUGCCAUCGUGGUCGGCUUGACGCCCAUGCUGGGCUGGAACAACCUGCAGCGUCUCCGUGACAACGGAUCCCUGGUGACCCCUGACCUCUUAGUGACGUGUCAGUUUGAGACCGUCAUCAGCAUGGACUACAUGGUUUACUUCAACUUCUUCGGCUGGGUGCUGCCGCCCCUCAUCCUCAUGCUGCUCAUCUAUGCUGAGAUCUUUUACAUGAUACACCGGCAGCUCAACAAGAAGGUGACGGCGAGCCACACGGACCCAAGCCGUUACUAUGGGAAGGAACUUAAACUAGCCAAGUCCCUGGCCCUGGUCCUCUUCCUGUUUGCCAUCAGCUGGCUUCCUCUACACAUCCUCAACUGUAUCACGCUGUUCUGUCCGGACUGUAAAAAGCCCAUAUUCCUUAUCUACAUCGCCAUCCUGCUCACGCACGGCAACUCUGCCGUCAACCCAAUCGUCUACGCAUUCCGCAUCAAGAAAUUCCGGAAUGCGUUCCGUAAGAUCUGGGAGCAGUAUGUGCUGUGUAGGGACCCGGUGGGCAAGCUGCCCCAGAGAGGAAGUCAGAGGGGCCAGAGUGGAGUGGAGAGGAGGCUGAGGGCGAAUGAUGACGACGAUGACGUCUGAUCUGGUGAUGAAGAGGUCGGGAUGUGAAGAGACUGGAUUAUCAGUUCAGACGGAUGUACAUGAGAACGGUUUCUAUGUUGAUUUGCCUGCUGGUUAGAGAAAGAUGUGGAGUUGGCGGGAGGGACCCUAAACCUCAGUUUGACCCCACACAGUGAGGGCGUUCUUGAAAGGAAUGUUACAGACUGAGUGUUGAAAUGUUACCUCACACAAAGUGGACUGGAUUGGCUGAACUAUCCACCGGUGACUAGGUUCUGACACCAUUGGUUAUCUGAUCUCUCUUCAUUCUACAAUGCAGCAGAAUGUCCUCACUCCUAUAUGACAUUAUCUGACCUGACGUAAAACAAUGCAACUAAACAGAACAAUAGUGUCAUCAGGUCCCCAUGGUGAUUAGGAUUCGGAAUUAAAAGGAAUGGCGGAACUACUAACAAUGACUAACCAUCUCCUAUUGGCUUAGGGAACAAUCGUGUCAUAUGGGCCAAAGGGCUUCCAGAAGGUACCGAUAAAAACUUUUUGAACUCAAUCACUAAGUGUUCGUUAGUAGCACAUAAUGAACACUGCGCUACUUUUAAACAUGACCCACAUAGUCUCUGGUCAAAAGUAGUGCACUAUUAGGGUGCCACUUUAGAUGCACCCUAUGACUACAGUAUCAGUGUCAGAUGGUUGGAGGGCAGGGCUUCUCCAUCUGUGAACUUUGAACUGAACUAAAAACACAUGGCCUUUCUAUACGGACAACCUCACAUGAUCGCAAAGCUAAAUCUCUCUCUCAUUCUGUAUAAGGAAGAGAAAAAGCUCAUUCCUCCGAUACUGAAAUGUUAUAUUCCAUAACCUUACACACCACAGGGCACUGUGUGUCAGAAGCCGAGCCAUAUAGGCCUACUUUAUAUACAUAUACAGCUCUGGACAGAAGGACAAAGAGAGGGUUGUUUUGAAAUUAAGAACUCAUUUCCAAAAAUGCGAUAUCCACCAAUUUUUCACAGUUGUGUUUUUUCAUCUGAAAUUAUUGCUUAUGGGUACCUACCUUCAUGUGACUGUGUGUGUUUGUGUGUGUGUGUGUGUGUGUCUGUGUGUGUUUGUGUGUGUGUGUAACAUCAUAUUUUUAAUUCAUAGAUUUUAGAUGUGAAUUAAAUUGUGUGUUUUUUUUCAAAACACUAUAUAUCCAUUGUUUAGCUGGAAUGGAAUGUUUGUAUCCUGUAUAUUUGACUGUGACAUGUGGUUGUCUCGCCUAAUUAGCUUAAUAUGAAUCGACUAACUGUAAAUCACUCUGGAGCAUCUGCAAAAUAAUUAAAAUAUCUCAUGUAAAUGUUUUACAUACAGAUCUCAUAUUACUGUAUGAAUUAUAAAAAUGUAUAAUUUGUAUAGUGCUUUAUUAAAAAUGUAGUUAUUAGUUACAUUAGACUGUGUAAAACCUAUCAGUACCACUUAUUUCUCUGAGAGAUUAGUGAGAAAAAAGUGAGAGAAAAAAACUCUCCCUUUCAUAAGUAAUUUAAUCAAUAAAAGACAAUUGACCAACAUUUCUGAAAACAGAUAUAUAGUGUUUUGAGGCAUUUUGCAAAAAAAGUGUAUAUUUUUGUCUCAACCGUGAUUAGUGAGAAAAAAGUGAGAAAAAAAACUCUCUCCCUUUCAUAAGUAAUUUAAACAAUAAAAGACAAUUGACCAACAUUUCUGA
Molecule: messenger RNA, 3471 nt
Organism: Oncorhynchus gorbuscha (pink salmon)
Lineage: Eukaryota; Metazoa; Chordata; Actinopteri; Salmoniformes; Salmonidae
Product: adenosine receptor A1-like
Exons: 3
Coding region: 786-1805 (339 amino acids)
Biological process (GO): G protein-coupled adenosine receptor signaling pathway
Cellular component (GO): synapse; dendrite; membrane
Molecular function (GO): G protein-coupled adenosine receptor activity
Source: RefSeq, a predicted model, not a curated record